Molecule: messenger RNA, 965 nt
Organism: Somion occarium
Lineage: Eukaryota; Fungi; Basidiomycota; Agaricomycetes; Polyporales; Cerrenaceae
Source: the annotation of a GenBank genome assembly
AGUUAUAAGCAGCAUUCGGCAAGCCCUAGUUAGAGUCUCUAGACCUUCUUCUACUCCCAUCAUCUCCUGUUACCAACGAAGCGAUGGCCGUGAAUCCAGACGAAGAUACUGAAUUUAACGAUGCUCUCCGAAAGCAUGGAAUACUUCCUCCAAAGGAAGCACCUCCACGCUCACCUUCCCCUCCUCCUCCGCCCAAACUCCAAGACACACUUGAGGGUUUGACAUUGUCGGACCUCGAGGCACUGGGUGAAGACGUUAAAGAUGAUGAGGCCGAACGAAUGAUCGAGCACUUUCGGAGACAACGGCUUGCGGAGCUCAGGAAGCUACGACAUGCGAGGUUUGGAAGGGUGUAUCCCAUCGGAAGGGAGGAUUACACUAGAGAAGUGACUGAAGCGAGCCAGGUGGACUUGGAUGAGGAAGAGAUGAAAGGAAAGGGCACUGGCGUGGUUUGUUUCUUGUACAAGGACGGCAUCCCCCGGAGUGAUCGUGCAUUCGAACAUGUUCGUAUACUCGCAGAACGACAUCCGUCCACCAAGUUUGUCUCCAUAGUGGGAGAUAAGUGCAUUCCGAACCUACCUGAUUCCCGAGUGCCGAUGUUCAUCAUCUACCGGAAUGGGGAAGUCCUGAACCAAAUCCCGUCAUGGGGUGGGGAUAGGGAACGGCGUAUCGAAGAGCUGGAGGCGAUCUUGGUUCUAGCAGGAGCCAUCAUCCCUGAACGCAGGCCGCGAGAGAAGCGUCGCGAUUCAGACGAAGACGAGUCGGAGGAAGAGUCUGAUGAGGAACCCUCGUCAAGAAUGCGGUCUGCUUCAACGAGAACGAAUGUUCGCGCUCCAAGGAAUGUCAGAGGAAGGAAGGAAGAAGACUCGGAUUCUGACUUUGACAUAUGAUUUGUAUCUCAGGGAUUUGAUCAAAUGUAUCCAUAGUUUAUCUCGUACAAUCUUCCAGUCCGAGCGACAUAAAACACU